Molecule: messenger RNA, 2247 nt
Organism: Zerene cesonia (dogface butterfly)
Lineage: Eukaryota; Metazoa; Arthropoda; Insecta; Lepidoptera; Pieridae
Product: solute carrier family 22 member 6-like
Exons: 8
Coding region: 206-1777 (523 amino acids)
Biological process (GO): transmembrane transport
Cellular component (GO): membrane
Molecular function (GO): transmembrane transporter activity
Source: RefSeq, a predicted model, not a curated record
GCCAUUACCGCUCGGACUUGCCGGCCGGCGGGACGUUUCGGUAAGCGGCUAAGCGGCCUAGAGUCCAUGUAAACAAAUGAGCCGCUGCGAAUAGUAAAUAAUAUAUAUUCAGGGAUCGUAGGCGGUCGGCUCGCAGUUUGCCGUCGCUACUUGCUCUGAACUAUAGAGUCUCUACUUUUGCUCGUUUGUUGGAACAGUGGACAGCAUGGACAAGGACGGAAUAUCUGGGUGGGGCUGGUGGCAGGCGCGCAUCGCGUUGCUGCUGGCGCUGCCAGUGCUGCUGACCGGCAUGUACGGCACCAACUACGUGUUCCUGGCUGCGCACACGCCGCACAGGUGUCACAUCCCAGAAUGCGAAGGUAACAGCACGCUCCUAGAUGUCUCCGAGGAAAGCUGGGCUCCCGACUGGGGGGUGUGGGCGCUGCACCCCGACUCCGUCUGCGAGCGACCACAGGCCGUAGACGGCAGCUGUAGCGCUUCGUCAUUUAACAGCUCGGCUUUGCUAGUCUGUGAUGGAUUUGUUUAUCAGCAUAGGAGCAGCAUUGUUUCUGAGUUCGGUCUGGCUUGUCAGGAAUGGAAGCGCACUCUGGUGGGCACUAUCCACAACGUGGGAAUGCUGGUGUCGUUGCCCAUCAUGGGAUAUGUUUCCGACAGAUGGGGUCGCAGAGCAGCCCUGCUAUCGAGUGGCGUGGGUGCCGGUUUCCUCGGUCUCUGCAAGUCGUUUGUCAACUCGUACCCUGCCUACCUCGCCAUGGAGUUCCUGGAGACUGUGUUUGGCGCCAGCGUCUACCCAGCUGCUUUUGUGUUGAUGAUCGAGUGGCUGGGAGUUGAACAGAGAAUCUUGGCGAGCUUACUGCUUGGCAUUCCCCUAGCAGCUGGAGCAGCCACCUUAGCCCUGCUGGACUACCUGACAGGUUACUGGCGAACGUGGGCCCGAUUCGCGUAUCCUCCGUCCUUCCUACUCCUUCUUUACCCUUGGCUGUUACCAGAGAGCAUCAGGUGGCUAGUAGCCAAGGGAAGAUUAGCGGAGGCAGUUAAUGCUAUGAAGAACGCAGCGAGGGUCAAUAAGGUUGCAAUACCCGAAGAUACUCUGGAGCGAAUGUUGGCCAAAGAUCAGAUAACUGAGAAAGUUGAACAAGUUGUCGAAGAGGAGAGCUUGUUUAGAGCUUUUAUAAAGUACAGCGCCCUGCGCCGGCGGCUCUGCGUGUGCUUCGCUUGGUGGGCCUCCGCUGUGUUCGUGUUCUACGGCCUAGCUGUCCGCGCGCACGCGCUGGCCGGCUCAGCUCACGCGAACUACGCUCUACUGGCCGCUGCCGAGCUCCCGGCCUUGAUCAUUAACACGCUGCUGAUGGACCGCGCGGGGAGACGGCCGCUGCUGACGUCAGCGUUCCUUUUGACGGCGGUUGCGCUUAUUGCUAUUCCAUGUUUGCCUAACCAGGAGGGCAUAGCGGGCACGCUGCUGUUCCUGGUGGGCAAGGCGGGCGCGACGAUGGCGCUGAACGCGCUCUACGUGUACACGGCCGAGCUGUUCCCCACCAGCGCGCGCCAGCGCCUGCUCGCGGCGUGCUCCACCUGCGGCCGCAUCGGGGCCAUACUCGCGCCGCAGACUCCGCUACUGGCGGUAUACGGCAACUGGGUGCCCACGACGCUCCUAGGCGCCCUGCCGCUCAUCAGCGCGGCGCUCACCCGCCUCGUACCCGACACGCUCGGCCGCCGCCUGCCGGACUCCUUCGCGGACCUCGACUCCAGCGCCACUGACAUCACCAACCUGGCCUGAUGCACCGAGGAGUAUAAUAUGGAUCUCAUUUAGGAUAACGCGAUAUUUAGGCUAGAUGUUUGUAUAAUACGAUCAAGUUUAAAAGGUUAUGGAGACUCGAGUGGAACGACAUUCACAGUUUAGGACGAUAGUGCUAUUUGAGGAGGUUAAACUGAGGUGAUUAAUAUAAGGGAACUAUAUUUGCGUUUAACUAGACGCUUAAAAUUAAGGAGUAUUUAUUAUUACAUUCAGAUUUCCCAUUCGUUUCGCAUUUAAAUUUACAAUUUGCAAUAUUUGUAAAAACUUAUUAUGUACAUUUUUUCUUGAAGUAAAAAAUUUAUGUAAUGUUAUUUAUGUUUGCUCAUUUUUAUAUGAUUAAUUAUUAUGAACAAUUAUUCAAGGGAGGCGGUCGAUUAAAACCAUUACUUGCUUUAUGUUGAAAGUGAUACCUAUCUGUUAAAGUUUUAUGAGGAUAUAGUUACAUAUACUAU